Messenger RNA from Akanthomyces muscarius, 825 nucleotides. RefSeq lists its product as uncharacterized. Gene Ontology annotation, molecular function: lyase activity. NCBI's taxonomy places the organism in Eukaryota, Fungi, Ascomycota, Sordariomycetes, Hypocreales, Cordycipitaceae. Bases 1 to 825 code for a protein of 274 amino acids. The record is from RefSeq and is a predicted model, not a curated record. The transcript has 2 exons.
AUGGGAUCGUCCGACAUACCACCAGCUUCGGCGCCGCAGUGGCUCAUCCCCGUGUCGACGCUCUGCCUCAGCGCGGGUGUCGGCUUUUGGAUCCUGUGCUACGUGCUCAUGGCGCGGCGCGCGCUGCAGACGCGCGCGACGCCGAUGCCGCUGCUCGCGCUGGGGCUCAACCUCUCGUGGGAGGUGGUGUUUGCGUUUUACGUGACCGAGAUGCCGAUUGAGCUGGCCGGCUUCGUGCUGUGGCUGCUCUUCGACCUGCCCGUGCUCUACGCCACCGUCACGCAGGCCCGGCACUCGUUCGCCGCCUCGCCGCUGAUUGCCCGCCACGUCUCGCUGCUGCUCGGCAUCAUGUUCACGGCCGGGCUGGCCGCCAACUACCUGUUUGCGCGGUGGUGGCUGGCCGAGCCGCACAGGGGCCACGGCAGCAAGGACGGCAAGCCGUGGUUCGGCCUCGAGGCCAGGGACACGACGGAGCUGGCGUGGUGGUCGGCUGGCGUGGCGCAGAUGGUCCUGAGCGUGUCGUGCGUGUCGAUGCUGCUGAGCCGAGGACAUUCUGGCGGCCAGAGUUACGGAAUUUGGCUCUGCCGCUUCGCAGGCACGCUCAUGGGGCUGCCGGUGACUUGCGGUCUACUGUGGUGGUACUGGCCCGAGCCUCACGGCUUCAUUUUUCAUCCGUUGUCCUACAUCAUCAUGGUACCCACGUUUGCUUGCGACAUUGCGUACCCGUUCCUCCUGGCCCAUGUCCGAAAGACGGAAAAAGUGCUGCCGAAUGGCAUGGUGGUUGCCAGCUGUGGCGACGCGGCAGGGAGCAAAAAGAGUCAGUAA